AUGGCAGAGACUCAUCUAGGUACGGCAAUUACAUCUGGAUGCCCCGGUAAAGGUGAAAGGAUGUUAACGUGUGAGGGUGAACCAUGUCCAACACAAGGCCCUCCCCAGAUAGAAGGCUUCAUGGACUGGCAAGAUUGGAAAGAGUGGUCGCACUGCCCUGGCAAAUGCAGCCAGAGGCUCCGCUACCGCGAUUGCAACGAGUAUGGACAGCGGAUGGCCGUGGGUUGCCGUGGUAAACACGUGGAAAUUCAGAAUUGCGGGAUACCCAGCUGUCCAAAGAUGAAAAAAGAGGCCGAAACAUCUAGGACUAAAGAGAUAGACGAUAUAUUUUGGAGCCAGUGGGAUCCAUGGACGCCAUGCGGCAGAACAUGCGGAGGGGGAAAGAUGUAUCGAAAACGCGUAUGUCACAAAAUGAGGCCUCCCCAUGCCAUGGUUGCCUAUCAUGAUUGUGGAGCUCACGAUGUGGAAGAUCGAAAAUGCAACACCCAGUUAUGCCCAGGUCAAAAACCUAAGCCAAAAAAGGUCUUCAUGGGUACAUGGACACCAUGGGCGCCUUGGUUUAAAUGCAGCACCAAGUGUGCAGGGGGUACUAAAGAGCGAUACCGUACAUGCCUUGGUAAAGCUGGCGAGGAGCUCGGAAUUGCGGAGUGUGUAGGUGGCGACAUCCAGUAUGGUGAUUGCGGAGAUCCGAAGUGUAAGCCCAAACCUCACGUAUGGAAACCUAAGCCUGCUGUUAAAAAGAAAAUGGCUCAAUGGACGGAGUGGGAGACGUGGCUGAAAUGCGACAAGAAAUGCGGUCCCGGUGAAAGGGACCGUUGGCGGGAAUGUAUGGCCGGGGAGAAAUACAGGAAACAGGAGGAAUGUGGUGACCCUAAUGGUUACAAAGAGCUAGAACCCUGCUACUUGAAACCCUGCGAAGAAAUAAUUAGGGCUGGCGUCGAAUGGACACCCUGGAAGGAAUGGUCUGAUUGCAAUUGUGACGAUGGCACUCGAGAACGAUAUCGGAUAUGUCAAUAUGAAACAUCAAAGGAGUAUACUUUGGGAUGCAGGGGUGAAUACAAAGAUACCAGCUCCUGCAGUUCAACGUCUUGUGGAGGGCAAGGUGGGUCGCUUUCCAUGCCAAGGACAGGGGCGGGUGCCGCCCCUGGGAGAACAGACAAGUCCAAUGUCCAACACAAGAACAACCCUCCUAAACAAUCCAGCAGUAGACCGGACGUCAAGGCUUGGUCAACAUGGAAUGAUUGGUCAACUUGUACCGCAACCUGCGGCAAAGGCACCCGAUCCCGUUGGCGUCAAUGUGAAGGCCCUGAUCAAUCCCUGGCUGCUGGCUGCGUCGGGGAGUACAUGGACUUCAGCGACUGCGAAUCUCAGCCUUGUCAGUCAGCUUCCCGUUCAGGCUCGAGUCAAGGUUCCAGUUCUGGGUCGAGUCAAGUUUUACCUUCCGGUUCGAAUCAAGGUUCGCGUUUGGAUUCGAGUCAAGGUUCUAGAUUCGGUUCUAAUCAAGGUUUACCGUCCGGUUCAAGUCAAGGU
This is a messenger RNA of Lytechinus pictus (painted urchin), 1530 nucleotides long. Its product is annotated as A disintegrin and metalloproteinase with thrombospondin motifs adt-2-like. NCBI's taxonomy places the organism in Eukaryota, Metazoa, Echinodermata, Echinoidea, Temnopleuroida, Toxopneustidae. The record is from RefSeq and is a predicted model, not a curated record. The annotation marks the transcript as partial. The transcript has 6 exons.